Messenger RNA from Sinocyclocheilus rhinocerous, 489 nucleotides. Its product is annotated as estradiol 17-beta-dehydrogenase 8-like. The record is from RefSeq and is a predicted model, not a curated record. The transcript is spliced from 3 exons. Gene Ontology annotation, molecular function: oxidoreductase activity, acting on the CH-OH group of donors, NAD or NADP as acceptor; quinone binding. The coding region runs from base 1 to 354 and encodes 117 amino acids. NCBI's taxonomy places the organism in Eukaryota, Metazoa, Chordata, Actinopteri, Cypriniformes, Cyprinidae. Gene Ontology annotation, biological process: fatty acid biosynthetic process.
AUGAUUGCCUCUGGAGGCGGCAGUGGCAUCGGCAGGGCCGUGUGUCAGAGGUUCGCCUCUGAAGGAGCUUCUGUAAUAGUGGCUGACCGCAAUGAGGAAUCAGCCAAUCAGACGCUGGAGCUGCUGUCACGUGACCUCAAAGGUCAGCAGCACAUGGCCCUGGGGGUGGACGUGUCAUCAAAGGACAGCGUGGAGAAACUAGUGACAAGUGUACAGCGCCGCUACUUCCAGCCGCCGUCUGUGUGUGUGAAUGCAGCCGGGAUCACGCAAGAUGAAUUCCUUCUCAAGAUGGAAGAAGAGGAUUUUGACAAAGUCAUUGAGGUUAAUCUCAAGGUACUGCAGUCCAGAGUCUAACUGUGGUGUUUAAUUAUGAACAUGUCACUAAUUACAGUCAUAGAAAUGACCUUUGAUCAGUGUUUUACAGAGUGUCUGAGAGCAAGAGGUGAUGGGGAAAAUACAUAUAUAUAUUAUUUUUCCAAAAGUAACACA